Molecule: messenger RNA, 726 nt
Organism: Melospiza melodia melodia
Lineage: Eukaryota; Metazoa; Chordata; Aves; Passeriformes; Passerellidae
Exons: 3
Coding region: 1-726 (241 amino acids)
Source: RefSeq, a predicted model, not a curated record
AUGCUGCGGGCAGGGGGCACGCUCAGGGGGAGGACCCCCCGGAGCCCCCCAAAUUCCGCCCCCCUCCCCCGCCACGCCGCCCCUCACCCUGCCCGGGCAGCCACGGGCUCGCCGCCCUCACUGCGCAUGCGUCAUGCGCGGCGCGCCCUUCCUGGCACGACGCUGCCGCCGCCAUCUUUGCUGAGGGGUGUUUGCUAUUUCCGAGCUGGCUGGGAGGAUCCCAUUCGCAUCAGCCGCAGGCAGCGACGCGGCAUCGCCGGGUACCACCUCGCUCCCUCCGGCAUCCUCCGUCCUCCCGGCUUGGAUCAGCCCCACCGGGGCUCCGUGUCCUGCCCUGCCGCUGCACCGGCACCCCCGCGGCUCCCGGCAGCCCCCCGGCACGGCCAGGUAAGGGCCUCACCGGCACGGCCACACCGGAGCGCCCACCGAGCCCCGGCGGCGCUGGGGCUCCGUGGCACGGCCGGGGGGAUGCUCGGAGGGCAGGGGGACACGGCGGGCACGGCGUCUCUCAGGGGACACGGUGACACGAUGCAGCUGGCACAAUCCCGGUGCGGAAUUCCUGCGCCACCGCCGGGCACGGCGACGGACGGGGCAGCGAGGUGGCACCGUGUCCCCGGAGCGGUGACCUUCGCAAGGGCUCUGCCGGGGGGUGACAGCGGAUUUGGGGAGCAGAUUGGGGAUGGGGGGGGGGACACGUGGCAGUGGGUGGCCGUGGGUGCCGAGUGA